Molecule: messenger RNA, 1147 nt
Organism: Paramecium pentaurelia
Lineage: Eukaryota; Ciliophora; Oligohymenophorea; Peniculida; Parameciidae
Source: the annotation of a GenBank genome assembly
AUGCAAAGUACGUAAAAUUAAGAAGACUAACAAUAAAAUAAUUAGUCAUUAGAGCCUAACAAAUAUGAAUUUAAGUAUUUUUCUAUCUUAAAAAAAGAGGUUUGGUGUUCACAAGAAUUAAGUGGGUUUAAAGUUAUAACAAUAGCUCAAUGUUAAUGGAGGAGAUGUAUUUUCAUUAAGAUAUGAUCAAGAUGAUCAAUAUCUUGCUGUAGGGAUGUCAGAAGGAUUGAUUCAUCUUUAUAAUUAAAGUAUAUUGAUGAUUUUAUAAAAAUAGAUAAAUUAGCACAUACACUAGAAUAAUUUUAAACUCCUGUUACUGCUUUAAGAUGGAGACCAAAUUAUGGUCCAAAAGCAAAGGGUAUAUUGGUAUCAGCAAAUGCAGAAGGACAUAUAAUACAUUGGCAUGCACAUUCAGGAAAAUAAUUACACAAAAUUGUAGAAGAAAAUAAUAGUGUUUUAUGUUUAGACUUUAAUUUUGAUGGAAGUUUGUUUGCAACUGGAGGUAAGGAUUUUUGUGUUAGAAUUUAUGAUGAUGACAUAAAAAGUGUGUAGCAUCAAUUUUAAUCAGCAGAUUGGUAUCUUUUCUAAAAUAAAUUAGGGGUUAGAGAGGUCAUGCAAAUAGAGUAUUUGUUGUAAAAUUCAUGCCAGACUAACCUAAUAUUCUAAUAUCAGGAGGUUGGGAUGCAAAUGUUUUGAUUUGGGAUAUAAGAGAGAAAUAAUGUGUAGGUCAAUUUUAUGGGCCAUCUUUAUCUGGAGAUUCGCUUGAUUUUUCAGUUAAGAGAUAAUUGAUAUUGACUGGAUCACAUAGAACAGAAAAUUAAAUAUAAUUAUGGGAUUGGAGAACAAGAAAACUUUAUUAAGAAAUAUUUUGGACUGGAUCUUAAUCUGAUGACAAUAGAUCAUAUUAUAUAUAUGCAACUUAGUUUAAGUAAUUGUUUUACUGAAAUUUAGCAAAGCAAAUGAGGACUAUAUUUAUGCUGGAAGUUCAGGACUCCAUGAAAUCAAACUUUUUAGUUUGAAAGAUGGUCAAGCCAAGGCAUCUAUAUUAGGUUUACCAAAAGGUAUUCUUAGCAUUGAUUAAAUGAAUACAACUGAUUCUAUUAUUUUUAGUGGGAUAGAAGGAAUAGUAAAUAUUUUUAAGGCAUGA